AUGCGCUUCUUCGAAUGUAGCUGCUCUCCAUUUCCCAGUCAACUGUCUUCUUUUCUCACCCACCUCCUCAUCCUGUACACUCUCUCGUCAUCAGUAGAAGCCAGUUCUCGUAACAACUAUCAAUGGUCGUACGAUUCGGACGUUUUCGGUGGUCCCGAUUUUUGGGGUUUAGUGGAAAAAGAUUGGUGGAUGUGUAGAAAAGGACGGCUACAAUCGCCAAUCGAUAUUCAACCCGAUCGACUGUUAUUCGAUGCCAGUGUCAAGCCAGUUCGUCUGGAUAAACUUCCAGUGCUAUCUGAAUUCGUGAACACUGGUCAAAUGGUACGUAUUCGCAUCGGUUACUCCACAAAAAAGCCAUCGGUCAACAUCACAAACGGUCCGCUAUACGGGUAUAGAUAUCGGGUCCAAAGAAUCGAUUUUCAUAUGGGUCGUGGGAAGGAAAAUGGCAGUGAGCAUACGAUAAAUGGGCGGAGAUUCCCGAUGGAAGUUCAGCUGGUGGCCUUCAAUACGGACCUGUAUCCCAACUUCACUGCCGCCUCGAAAUCCCCACAUGGGAUAGCGAUACUCUCCGUUUUGGUUGAUUUCGGCGCUCAAACGAAUCAAGAGCUGACAAAGCUGACGAUCGCCACGGCGAGCAUCAGCUAUAAAGAUCAGAGGGUCCAGAUGGCGGAUUUCGAGCCGUGGCGGCUUCUACCGUUCACCCGGGACAUCAUCACUUAUGAGGGAUCGCUAACGUCUCCCGGAUGUCAUGAGACGGUGACGUGGAUUAUUCUGAAUCAACCCAUUUUUAUCACCAGGGAACAUUUUGAAGAAUGGUCCCAUCUCUAUCACACCAUGGAGGGUGCCGAAAAAGUGCCCGUCGCGCCCAACUAUAGAAAAAUCCAAGAAACUAACAAUCGACUGGUUCGCACCAAUAUUCAGCAUAAGGUUUGA
Molecule: messenger RNA, 933 nt
Organism: Caenorhabditis briggsae
Lineage: Eukaryota; Metazoa; Nematoda; Chromadorea; Rhabditida; Rhabditidae
Gene: Cbr-cah-1
Product: Protein CBR-CAH-1
Exons: 5
Coding region: 1-933 (310 amino acids)
Molecular function (GO): carbonate dehydratase activity; zinc ion binding
Source: RefSeq, a predicted model, not a curated record